AAACUGCAGCUUCAAGUGAUAAUAAAGGCCAAUAGUAGCUAAUACCGGUAGUUUCCACUUAAAAUAUCCUCAUUUUAUCACUUCUGGAAUACUAGCAAAUUGUGAGCUUGAAGUGUAUUAGCCAUGGAAGUAACUCUCCCUUACUCUUCCUCUUCUCUCUCCAUAAUCCCAACAUUAUCACCUAAAUCCCUAAAACCCCACUUCAAAUUCACCUUUAAUUUUCCUAAUAAAUUAUCUAAAAAGUAUCUCUACUAUUCCAAAUUCUCUUGUACUUGUUCAAGAAACACAACUUCAAUUACAGCUUCUUCUUCUUCUUCUUCUUCUUCUUCAAUUGUUACAACCAUUUCUCAAUCUUUGUCCACUUCCACCACAACUCAAAGGCACUGGAUGGUUCUUAUGGAAACUCCUCCUAAUGGGGUUAGCUCCAAAAUUGAGGUUAUUGAUUAUUAUGUUGAGACACUUGAAAGAGUAUUGGGCAGUGUGGAAGAUGCUCAAAUGUGUAUAUAUAAUGCUUCGUGCAGCGUGCCACAUGGAUUUUGCUGCGACAUUGAUGAUGUGAUAGCUGAUGAGCUUGCUGGUAGAUUUCUCGUCUUCUUUUGUGCAAUCAGUAUGCCUGGGGUGCUAUCAGUUGUACCUGAUCCUGAUUUUAACUCGAUGGUGAAAGACUAUAAAUACCCAAAUGGUCAGUUAAGUUCCCUAUCAACUUCAUUCACUGACGGUUCUUCAUUAUUUCCGGCUGGGACUUCUAAACACUGGCUUGUUCGUAUGGCCAGGCCAUCUGUUGGAGUAAUAAGAAAAGCCCCGGUGAUUGACUAUUACGUUCAAGUUCUAACAAAAGUUCUUGGGAAUGAGAAGGAUGCACAGAUGUGCUUAUAUCACGUAUCCUGGCAAACCAAUUAUGGAUUUUGUUGCGAAUUAGAUAACGUGUGCGCUCAAGAAUUAGCUGGAGUACCUGGUGUUCUAUCUGUUCAGCCAGAUGAAAAUUUUGACUCGGACAAUAAAAACUAUGGAGGUGGGAAUCUGAAGCUGAGUGAAGGUUCCCAGGAAUCUACAACAUCAAAUGAGGAAACAGAUGUUAGAACCAAGAAGCUUUUUGUGACUGGUUUAUCAUUCUAUACGUCUGAGAAAACGCUACGUGCAGCAUUUGAAGGCUAUGGUGAACUUGUUGAAGUUAAAAUCAUCAUGGACAAAAUUUCUAAGAGGUCGAAAGGUUAUGCAUUUGUUGAGUACACAACAGUGGAGGCAGCAAGUGCUGCUCUCAAAGAAAUGAAUGGCAAGAUCAUCAAUGGCUGGAUGAUAACAGUUGAUGUUGCUAAGACAAAUCCUCCAAAAUACAGCGGAGGACGACUAAGAGCUGCUAGAUAAUGUUGCAGAAAAGAGAGACUAGAUUAAGUUAAAAGUGAUUUAAUGAAGUGAAAAUAUACAUCGAUAAUAGUGUGUUCAAAUAGAUGUCAGGCAUCAUAGGUUUAGAGUAAACACUCGAUGUAGGUAAAGUUUGACCUUAAUUGCUAUUAUAGGGAUCCAAUCAUUUGCUUCUUAUAUGAUAGUUUUGAAGGCCAUGCAGUGACACUA
Capsicum annuum is the source of this 1572-nucleotide messenger RNA. Its product is annotated as organelle RRM domain-containing protein 1, chloroplastic. Gene Ontology annotation, molecular function: RNA binding. Lineage: Eukaryota; Viridiplantae; Streptophyta; Magnoliopsida; Solanales; Solanaceae. Gene Ontology annotation, biological process: cytidine to uridine editing; mitochondrial mRNA modification. The transcript has 9 exons. The record is from RefSeq and is a predicted model, not a curated record. Bases 124 to 1365 code for a protein of 413 amino acids. Gene Ontology annotation, cellular component: mitochondrion.